UACUUGUGGCAGCACAAUCUAUGCUCGAUUAGCUCGAAGAGAAAAUUUUACCGUACCGCAUAAACAUUCGUUAAUUUUUGUCCGAAAGUUUCCGGACGAAUUACCUUCUCUUAUUUCUAACUCGCGAUCCUGUUCGGAAUUUACAGCUGCGAAAUGUCUGGUCGGGAAGGAGGUAAAAAGAAGCCCCUGAAAGCCCCGAAGAAGGACUCUAAGGUUUUAGACGAGGAGGACAUGGCAUUUAAGCAAAAGCAAAAGGAACAGCAGAAAGCGUUGGCUGAGGCAGCGAAGAAAGCCAGUCAAAAAGGUCCUCUGGUCACUGGUGGUAUUAAAAAAUCUGGGAAGAAAUGAUUGUAAUAAUGGACAAGAUAUGUGAUCCACUGUGCUCAUAAAUGUUCCAAUUAUAAUAAUGAUUUUGAACUAAGCCAUCGUUCACUAGACUGCAAUUUCUUUUUGAUGUUCCUUAAUUAUUUUGAGAGAACUUGUAAAUAUAACAAUUUUAUGUAUGUGUUCUCCAUUAAAUUUUUAUAAAAAUUAACAUGAGACUUAUAUGUAAUAACAUUUAUUAAAUAGCAGAUUUCAUAUGUUCCAACUUUUUAAGUACAUUGAUUUGCACAAAGAGAAAACAAAUCAAUAAAUAAUACAAAAACCUUGAAA
Molecule: messenger RNA, 654 nt
Organism: Monomorium pharaonis (pharaoh ant)
Lineage: Eukaryota; Metazoa; Arthropoda; Insecta; Hymenoptera; Formicidae
Product: translation machinery-associated protein 7 homolog
Exons: 2
Coding region: 154-348 (64 amino acids)
Source: RefSeq, a predicted model, not a curated record